AUGAAUAAGUUCAAAUAAAUUGUAAAAUGUUUGGCAAUUAUGUUGAACUUUUUUAAAUACAUAGCGAAAGAUAAUAAGAGAGAAAAGUUUCGAAGGAAUGUGUUAAAAGAGAUUUUAAAAACUGAAUAUGAUUAUAUAAAAGAUUUAGGUGUUUUAGAAUAAGUAUGUAUAGAUUUCAAAAUAAAUAGCUUAAUUAAAUUUUAAAAGAGGAGUUAACAUUAGUGACUGAUCAGAAACUUCUUGAGAAAAUAUUUAUGAAUGUUUCUAAUAUAAAAGAAUAGAACUAAAAGUUUUAUGAUUAGAUAAUAAACAAAGCUGAAAAAAUAAAUCGAAAUUCCAUAAUAUUUGAGGAUGUAAAUGUUAAAGGUUUUAAAGAGUAUUAUCAUUAUUGUCGACAUUAUAAUAAUUCAUCGAAAGUUUUGGAAUAGUUAUUGAAAAAGUAACCUUAGUUAGAGAGAAGUUUGAUAAAUAAGGAAAUAAUGAGAGGAAUGCCUAUAACAAAUUUUACGAUAAAACCAGUUCAAAGAUUGCCAAAAUAUAUUUUAUUAUUUAAGGAACUGAUAAAGGGAACUAGAAAAGAUGAUCCUGAUAUAGAAAACAUAAAGGGUUUGUUCAAUGAAUUUGAGAGAUUAAACGAUGAAAAUAAUAAGUCGAUGGAUAAAUUUUUAAAUAGAGCUAGAGUAGAGGAUUUAAGUAAAGAAUACUAAGAUAAGAGUAUAUUUGAAUAGAAUAAGGAAAGAUUAUUUAUUUAUGAAGAUACAACAAGUAUUAUAAAAGAGGGUAAGGAAUUGAAUGUGCGGUUUUACAUAUUCACAGAUAUGAUACUAAUAGGAUAUGAGGAUGCAGAAAGUAAAGUAAGAAAAGGGAUGAAAUACAAGUUAGAUUCAUAGACAAUUGUUAAGGAUUAGUUAGAUACUAAAUAUUUUACAAAUUUAUUUAGUCUAGUAAUAUAGGAUGAUGUGAUCUAAUUUAUUGCUUAAAGUAAGGAAAUAAAAUAAAAGUCUAUACAAUAAUUUCAAAAAGUUAUAAAUUAUAUUAAAGAGAAAUCUUAAGUAUAUGAUGAAGAUCCAAUAACAGUCAAUGUAGUUGGAACUGAAGAAAGAUUUAGCUACAGUAUUAAUAAAUAUACAAUCUACAUUGUUGAAAUUGAGAUAGGUAAAAUUGUGUUAAAAAUAUAUAUACGAUUUUCAAAGGCAUAAGAGUUACUUAGUAUAUUUAGAAAGAGAUAUCCUUAGGCUAAAUUUGAAGAAAUAUCUUCUUCUAAUUGGUUGAAUAAUCAUUCAACUAAAAUUAUUGAGUAAAGGAUGAUAUAAAUUGAAAAAAUGAUUCAAUAGGUUUUAAUACUCAAUUAAAAAUAACCUGAAUAGUUAAAACCAAAUGAGUAAUCCAUUUUAUCUUUAUUAACUCUACCAGAUAAUUUUUAUGAUUUGCCGAAAAUGAACUAAAAAAUUGAUAUUGAAAUUAAGAGGCAAUUGAGAAGUUUUAUUCCAAAAUAAUAGUAAUAAUUAUAAUAAGGGAUCUCUGAUGUAAUGGAUGCUUAUUUUUCUGCAAAAAAUAGUUAAAUCAGGGUUUCAACAAUAUAAGAUACCUAAGUUACUCUAGUUAAUGAUUUAUCUAGAGAUUAAAUUGAAUCAAAUAGAAAGGAAAUUGAUGUUUAUUUAAUCGAUAACAAAUGUGUUAAGAUAUCAAUAUCUUAAAUCACAAGAGCUGCUGAAAUAGUCAAAGUGUUAGCUGAAUCAAUGUUAUUUUUAAUGUACUAUAAAGAUUUUAAGUUAAUAUUGGAGGAUAAAUAUCUAAAUAGAAGAGUGAUUGAUGAUGAUGAGGUGAUACUUUAAUUACAUAAAAUAAGUGUUAGAGGGAUUUUGAAUUCAUCAAUCAAUAAACUAGAGUAAUUUUGGACAAAUAGUGAUGAGGAGAAAUUACUUUUUAGAAAAGUUAUUUAUUUAGAUCCAUAAUAUGAAUUUUUUGAAAUUUAUUAGGAUUAAAAUAGAAUGGAAUAUCUAGUGCUUCAAUUCUUUGAGGAAAUUCGGGAACUUAAAUUCUUAUUUAAUCGUUAGAAAUUGUUUCUCUAUCUCGCUUUUUAUCUGAUCAUAAAGUAGAAGGAGUUGAAAUAUGAAAACAUCUAGAAGUAUUUAAAAAGUGAAAUAUACGAAUAAAUUGAAUCUAAGGAAUGGGAGAUGGAAGUAAAAAAAUAUAUGAGUCAAAUAAAUAGUUAAUUGAUAUAAUUAGAAAGUGAGAAAAAAUCUAAAGUCUAUUUGUGUUAAUAUCAAUUUCUGAAAAAUAUAUAUUAUGAGAAAGAAGCUACAAUGAAUAUUUACAAACUGGAAGUGCAUAGAGAAUUACAAAAGUCUUUGAUUAAGAUGAAUAAACCAGAUAUUUAAGGAAAUAUUUAUAUUGGAUUAUCUUAAUAAAAGAUAUCCUUAUUGUCACUAUUAGAUAAAUAAGUUAUUUAAGAAAUCCAAUAUUAAGAGAUAGAUAACAUAUAAUCUUUUCCAAAUAAGUUAGUUAUUCACACAAAAAAUAAAUAACCAGAGAAGGGAUGGAAAUUUAUAACAUUUUAAAGUUUUGAGAUAAAAAUGUUGAUCAGUUUCUAUAAAGAACUGAGUUUGAAUUAGAGUUGA
Molecule: messenger RNA, 2621 nt
Organism: Paramecium sonneborni
Lineage: Eukaryota; Ciliophora; Oligohymenophorea; Peniculida; Parameciidae
Source: the annotation of a GenBank genome assembly